Molecule: messenger RNA, 741 nt
Organism: Cladophialophora yegresii CBS 114405
Lineage: Eukaryota; Fungi; Ascomycota; Eurotiomycetes; Chaetothyriales; Herpotrichiellaceae
Exons: 1
Coding region: 1-741 (246 amino acids)
Biological process (GO): regulation of transcription by RNA polymerase II; DNA-templated transcription
Molecular function (GO): DNA-binding transcription factor activity, RNA polymerase II-specific; RNA polymerase II cis-regulatory region sequence-specific DNA binding
Source: RefSeq, a predicted model, not a curated record
AUGUCUACCGCCUUUGACAGCAUGUAUCUUCCCGGAGGCGACUUCAGCGCCUCCGGGUACGAACUCCUUGACUUUAACGGCCCUCAGUCCCACUACGCGGGAGUCAACGAUGGCACAAUUUCUCCCUCCGACUUGUUCGUGGAUGAAUCCAUCAUGUCGGCUCCAGCCUCUACGGUCUUCCCCAAUCUGAGCACCCCCGGUUCCAGCUUCUUGGAAUCUCCUGCAAUGGCCAGCAGUGGCCUUAAUACUUCUCCUCUGGAAGACGGACUCCUUGAUGCUCAGCUGAACUACUCUGAGCUCGAAGCUAUGGCGCCAUUGUUUCCCCAGAACGGUUUGGAUCAAUUCGCCAACCAGCCCAUGGCGCAGGAGUGCCUCACCAAGUCGAGCAGCUUCAGCAGCGUGAACUCUCACGCCCAGCCAUCUGGUAUGGAGCGUCAGAAGUCAGUUGGCAUGGAACGCCAGAAGUCUUCUCCUGGAAGGCCCCCGUCGCAACCAUACCACAACCGCAAACGGUCAGACACUUGCGGUAUCUCCAAGCCACCGAAGCCGCGCAAGCAGUUGGCGGAGAUCCAUGUCGACAGUGACGACGACAAGGAGACCGCCAAGAGAAAGAAGAAUACUGCGGCGGCCCGCAAGUCGCGCCAGCGGAAGCAGGAGCAUGCCGAACAAGCCGAGAGUGAGAUCCAACGCCUUCGAGCCAUGAUCUACCGUCUCGGGGGUGACCCAGAUGUGGAAGUAUGA